AGAGGCGCUUAACUGCUCUCAUUUCUUUUCUCUCUUUUUCUUUUUCUUCUUUAUAAAUUUAUAUAAAAAAAAUGGCUGAUCAACUUACUGAAGAACAAAUCGCUGAAUUCCGUGAAGCUUUUAAUCUCUUUGAUAAAGAUGGUGAUGGUUCUAUCACUACCAAGGAACUCGGUACUGUUAUGCGUUCCUUGAAUUUGAACCCCACCGAAGCUGAACUCCAAGACAUGAUCAAUGAAGUCGAUAGUGACGGUAAUGGUCACAUUGACUUUGCCGAAUUCUUGUCCAUGUUGGCUAGAAAGAUGAAGGACACUGAUUCUCAAGAAGAGAUCGAAGAAGCCUUCAAGGUUUUUGAUAAAGACGGUAAUGGUUAUAUUUCUGCUGCUGAAUUGCGUCAUGUCAUGACUUCUCUUGGUGAAAAGUUGACCGAGGAAGAAGUUGAUGAAAUGAUUCGUGAAGCUGAUGUUGAUGGAGAUGGUCAAAUUAAUUAUCAAGAAUUUGUCAAGAUGAUGAUGUCCAAAUAAAUGAAUACAUAA
This is a messenger RNA of Gilbertella persicaria, 533 nucleotides long. Its product is annotated as calmodulin. The record is from RefSeq and is a predicted model, not a curated record. Gene Ontology annotation, molecular function: enzyme regulator activity; calcium ion binding. Bases 72 to 521 code for a protein of 149 amino acids. The transcript has 6 exons. NCBI's taxonomy places the organism in Eukaryota, Fungi, Mucoromycota, Mucoromycetes, Mucorales, Choanephoraceae.